Molecule: messenger RNA, 789 nt
Organism: Fusarium keratoplasticum
Lineage: Eukaryota; Fungi; Ascomycota; Sordariomycetes; Hypocreales; Nectriaceae
Exons: 2
Coding region: 1-789 (262 amino acids)
Source: RefSeq, a predicted model, not a curated record
AUGGUAGUAAUUCGGGAUGUCCACGACGCAGUUCAAUUGAUCCGCGAAACAGUUAGCGGCCAGAACUCGAACGAAGCCCGACAGAAAGCCCUUAGCAGUCAUCUCAAUAGUAUGGACCAAGAGCUGUCCAUCCUUGAGAAAGAAAUAGCAGGCAAAGAUCCAACCAAGUUAAGGGCGAGGAUUGUCCUGGUUUUGAAGUCAGCCGAGACAGAGCGAGCAUUGCAGAGGCUUGAGAACCACAAAACAACCCUUCUACUCUAUCUCCAGGCAUUUAGCUUUAGUCGCUCUGAGGGGAUUCGUUGUUCCCAGAAUUCAGCAGAGGCUCGUCUGCAAUCUCUCAUAGAGCAGCAGGAUAAAUAUGGAAGCGCCAUGCGAACUGAUCUCGAAAAUGGCCUAGAAGAUCUUAGUGAGAAAAUGGGAAGCCUGGACUCUGCUGUUGGCAUCUCCCAGGAAAGCUUAAAGGAGGGCUUCUCUACCACAUCUCGUGAGAUACAGGUCUCUAGGGAACAUCUGAGGAACAUCAUUCGUCACGAGCUGCAGCGCCAACUUCAACCGCUUGUUCAAGAGACCAUGAAAAGAUCCGAGAUGCGGAGGGCGGCUACUCCUAAGCAGCUCUGCCCAGAUGUGGACGCUGCGACAACUCCGGUUACGACCGCUAUUGGCAGGAAAAGAGUCGUCAGGGUGAUUCGAGUAUUUGAUAUAAUGGGAUUGCUUUUCCCUAGGCUUGAUCUUGUUCAGAUAGGCAUGUUUGCCGUCGGGUACGUUGGCGUCAUGGCGGUGAUGAAGUAA